Messenger RNA from Sitodiplosis mosellana (orange wheat blossom midge), 1149 nucleotides. RefSeq names its product myb-like protein I. Bases 1 to 1149 code for a protein of 382 amino acids. The record is from RefSeq and is a predicted model, not a curated record. The transcript has a single exon. Gene Ontology annotation, molecular function: nucleic acid binding; zinc ion binding. Lineage: Eukaryota; Metazoa; Arthropoda; Insecta; Diptera; Cecidomyiidae.
AUGUUAAUAGAUCAAAAACAUCGUUACGACAAUAUCAUAACAGACAUAAAAAGAACAUAUGCCAACGAAUUGGACAAAAUAUCGAAACUUCAUUCCAAUGAAAUCUCAAAACUCAAAGAUCAGGUUCGUCAACUCGUUUCAAACAAUGAAUCAAAUAUUAGACCCCCAAAUGAACCAGCUCGGAACUAUUCUAACCUUCAAUUAAUAGCUCCACCAGUUCAAACUUCACUAAGUCAACUUCGCGAAAAUGAAUAUUCCCAAACAAGGGCGCGAAAAUCAUUCAUUGAACGCCUGAAAUUAAUCCCAGUUUUCAAAGGUGAAUCAUAUAAAACCUUACAAGAAUUUAUCGGCGUCUCCGAUACAUUGUUCGCUUCAAUCUCCAACAAUGCCGAACAAGACGAAUUUAUCCAAACAAUUUUCCUAAAACUUCGUAACGAAGCCGCAAGAAUAAUUAAUUAUAAUAACCCAAAUUGGAAUGAAAUCAAACAAGAUUUGUUGAACGAAUUUUCACAUCUUCUCAAUAAAAGCAUAAUUAACAGUACGCUCGAAAAUCUUCGUCAGGGGAAUUCUGAAUCUCUGAUAGAUUAUGCACAAAGAACUCGUCAAUGUUUAAACGAAAAAUUAAAUGCUUACCAAAUUAUAACACCGGAACAAAAAGAAGACUAUGAUCGUUUAGCACGAAAAGCUUUCGCAAGAGGCAUAAUUGAUGCCAAACUACGAGACCGUUUAUUUACUCGUGGUUCGAAUUCUCUCCAAGAUUCUAUUGCAUACGCAAUCGAUGCCGAAAAUGAAACCAUCAAUAAUAUUCAUAGCAGUGAACUGUUCUGCAAAUAUUGUAAAACAAUUGGUCAUCGCGAAAAAGAUUGCAGAAAAAAACAAAAUCAAAGCGGCAUCGGUCAAUUAAUCAAUGCUCUUCAAUCGACACGAUUGUGGAACAAUAAUUCAAAUAAUUUUAAUAGCUCGAACAACUUCAAUCGUCAAAAUAAUAACAACAACUUUAACAAUCAAUCGCAAAAUUAUAACAAUCAAAACUGGAAUCAAAAUUAUCAAAACAAUAAUCGCGAUUACUCCAACAACAAUAACAAUUAUAACCAAAAUAACAAUCGGAAUUACCAAAACGAUAAUCGCAACUACCAAAUAUCAAAAUAA